AUGAAGGUUGGAAUCAGGAAUAAAGUGACUAUUAUAAUAACCUGUUCAGACACCAAAACUGGCAAGAGAGGAAGAAGUGACAAUAUUAUAUUUGGUUAUGAUAGAGGCGGAAAAUACAAAGAAGGAGAUAGUGAAACACAAAGUGCUACCAAGAAAUGUGGUUGUCCAUUCAAAAUUAGGUCAACAUCGUCAAAAGAUGGUUUUGGUUGGAAGAUUGAUGUAAAAUAUGGACUUCACAACCAUGGUUUAUCGAGUAGAUUUGAAGAUCAUUCGUUUGUAGGCCGACUUAAUGCUGAUGAUCAACAACAUAUUAUUGAUUUGACAAAACAUCAUGUUCCACCAAGACACGUGUUCUUAUCAUUGCAAGAACGAGAUUCGAAGAAUGUGACUCAGAUCACCCAAAUAUAUAAACGUAAGAGUAAGAUGCAGAAAGACAAGGGAUCCUAG
Messenger RNA from Lathyrus oleraceus (garden pea), 447 nucleotides. RefSeq lists its product as uncharacterized. The coding region runs from base 1 to 447 and encodes 148 amino acids. Lineage: Eukaryota; Viridiplantae; Streptophyta; Magnoliopsida; Fabales; Fabaceae. The record is from RefSeq and is a predicted model, not a curated record. The transcript has a single exon.